AUCGGGUACUCAAGUAAACUAAAUAUUUAAUAGAAAAUCUCACAUCUAACAUAUUUAAGAUAUAUUUAAAAUGGAAACGAUUUUGGGCAUUAAGGGUUCGGAUUUCGUCAUGCUGGCCUCGGAUACCAUGAAAGUGAAGUCGGUGAUGUUACUGGAUGAUAACAACUCAAAGAUCUACCGCCUGACGGACUACUCUAUGCUGGCGGCUGUAGGACACGGUGGCGAUUCGCUGCAGUUCUCGGACUUUAUUCACCGUAAUCUGGAGCUCUACAAAGUGGCCAAUGGCUAUGAUCUCACCAUUCGCGGAGCGGUUCACUUUACUCGGACCAAUUUGUCCGCCUAUCACAGGAGUAAAGUGAGUUACGAAGUGGCACUUUUAGUUGCCGGAUAUGAUCCGUCUGGUGGUCCGGAGUUGCACUACAUCGAUCAGUAUGGUUCCUCGGUUCCCAUAAACUUUGGUGGCCACGGAUCGGGCAUUAAGUUUUGCACACCCAUUUUGGAGGAGUUAUACAAGCCUCAGUUGGACCGGAGGGCCGUCUACAAUAUCAUCGAAAAAUGUGUGUCUGAAAUCCAUAAAAGACUCGUGAUCAAUUUGCGCAACUUCGAUGUCUUCAUGAUUAGCCGAGAGGGCAUUACAAAGCUGGAUCAUAUCAACCAGCAGUCCUUGAAAGCCGAAAUUAUGGGCAAUCCUUCACCACGAAGAUAAAGCAUGAAGUUGUUAAUCAGUAACUUUGUUAUAUUUUUUAUUUUUCUAAUAUUUAAAUUAAACCACCAUAUGUAAUUUGAAA
Molecule: messenger RNA, 788 nt
Organism: Drosophila elegans
Lineage: Eukaryota; Metazoa; Arthropoda; Insecta; Diptera; Drosophilidae
Gene: Prosbeta4R1
Product: probable proteasome subunit beta type-2
Exons: 2
Coding region: 71-706 (211 amino acids)
Biological process (GO): proteasomal protein catabolic process
Cellular component (GO): proteasome core complex
Source: RefSeq, a predicted model, not a curated record